AGUGUCAAUAUUCUUGUAUUAAAUAUUACUAAACAGCGCUGGUAAAACAGCGCGAAUAAGAUUUAGUCACGAGGUAACUGUUACUUUUCUCAGCGCCAUUCAGGACAAACCAAUAACAAUCGAUUGUGUUGACUUAAUCGAGUUUUUAUUUAUUUUUUUAUCAUUUUUUAGCGAUUGCUGGGGCGGAUUUCCAUUUAAACGCCAGAUGACAAUCAUUUAGAUUUACGUAUUUAAAAUAUUCAAAUGUUUUACUGUGCGAUUUUCUCUAACGAAGUACUAAAAUAGUAAUAAUAUCCUGUGUUUUGAAUGGCGCUCAAUUGACUAUUCGGCAUCAUGAGCGCCAGUGCGCCUCCUAAAGGAACAAUGACUUUUUUAUUCACUGUCAUACAUGGUUGCCAGGGUGGCGGUUUUCCCGCACAAUUGGGCUAUUUUAGAAAAGAAGUUGCGGGAAAAAAUACGGAGUUGCGGGUUGCGGUUUUUUGGGAUACAUUUAUAAUGUACCGUGGCCGCAAAAAAAAAUAAAAAAAAUAAUUGUGGUCAAAGAUAAAAGUGAACCUUUUAUAAGUGAGUGUUUUUCCUGGGAAUGAACACUUGGCAACAAACGCUGCUUCUCGCGAGAUGCGAGUAGGCGCGCACGCCACAUGUGCUUUGACAUCACAAAUCAAGCAUCAUCAUCACGUCACUCACAUCAUGAGAGCGUUGUAGUCAGAAGCGUCAGUUAGGUUGUCUGUGGAUGAACAAGCAGCAUUCUUAAAUAUCAGCGUCCUUCACUGUGCGUCUGGUGCCAUUCGGCUCCCUCUUCAACACAUGUGUGUGUCCAUGUGUCCACAGACGGCUCGCAGCGCUUGAUGAAGAACAUCAGAACCAGGCACAAACAGGGCUGAGAUGUGGGUGCGUGUAAUUGUGACCUCUGUGCUUCUUCUGUCAGGAGUCGGGGCAAGUAAAUUGCUGGUGUAUUUCUCCAGGACAGACAUCUGCGUUUGGGCUGGGACCACUGUAACACUGCCGUGCCGCUACGAUUACCCCUCGCCCUCCAGCUCUACGCGGGUCAUGUGGUUUCACAUCUCUGUGGAGGGCCGACGGGAUGUUGCCUACCACACUGAUGGGAAUCUGUUGAGCCCCUCUUUCAGGGACAGGAUCAAAUACAUGGGGGGACACAAAAGAUGCAGUUUGCAGAUCACGAACGUUAAGCUGAGCGAUGCAGGAAUGUACCAUUUCAGAUUCGAGACCGACAACCAGGGGAGAUGGACCUCUCCUGAUGCCAUCACACUGUCUGUCACAGAGCUUCAGGUUCAUGUACAUCCUCAGAGAAUAGGCAACAUGUUUUCUGCUGGCGAGACGGUCUUCUUGAGCUGUGUGGCGCGAGGCUGUGCCGCCCCUGGCAGGAACUUUGCCCUUUAUCGGAAUGGGAUCAACUUGGGUCAGUCCAACAAGCUGUCAGCCAUCUAUAACUUUGACAGCCAGCAUGCAGGUACCUACACCUGCCGUCCAAUACCCCCUCAAAAUGUUCAGUCACCAGGACUCACCCUGGCUCUCGGAUAUGCUCCUCGCUACACCACGAUACAGAUGACCCCUCGAGAGGCAGUCGGGGAGGGCGAUUCGGUGACUUUGACCUGCAGUAGUGAUGGAGCUCCGCCAGCAGAAAGUUUCACUUGGUUUAAAGAAGGAGAGAGUGGCAGUGUGCCAGACAGCUUUCAACCUGAGCUGAGAUUGUGGAGUUUGGACUACAGGGACCAUGGAGAGUACUUCUGUGUGGCCCGCAACCCACUCGGCACAGACCGGUCCAGACCACUUUUACUCAAUGUUACCUACUCCCCAAAGAACACAAGAAUCCUCAUCAGUCCUAAAGGUGACAUCAAGGAAGGGUUUGCUGUCAAUCUUACCUGCAGCAGCAACGCCAACCCUCCCGUGCAGAAAUACGCCUGGUACAAAGUGAACGGCGGUCAGCCCUGGACCAAAGGCACUUCACAAAAUCUCACCUUUGCUAGCGUGCGUUCCCAUCAUGCCGGACAGUACUACUGCACUGCGUGGAACGUGUUUGGCAUGGGGACAUCACCCACUAUUUCUCUUAUAGUACUCUAUGCCCCCCAAAACACCUCUGUGCUGGCUCGGCCUUCCACUGUGAUCGAAGCGGGCAGCUCGUUGACGCUGACCUGCAUCAGUCAGGCCAAUCCGGCGGUGGAGAACUACACCUGGCACCGGAUCAAUGCGGCUGACGCCUGGGAAACUCGAUCGGGUCGCAGCUACACCAUUGCUGAGGUCAGCCCUGGAGCCAGCGGCCAGUACUACUGCGAGGCCCGCAACCGCAUCGGAGCGCACAGCUCCCCGGUUCUGACCGUGAAAGUCCGAGGCCGACUGAAAGUGAUCGCAUUGGCAUCUGCAGUUGGUGUUUCUAUAGGAUUGAUAUUUCUGACCGUGGUCGUCAUGAUCAGUAAAAACAUGCAUCGCGUCGACACUGAAAAUCUUGGGGAAGAAAAACAGUGUUCACCAGUAGUUGACUUGCCAGUGGACGAUUCUCAGUUUAGUGGAUCAACUUCAGAGAUGUUUUACCUCAAGAGCACAAAAAUGUCAGACAUUCUGGAAGAGCCAGAGGAGAUUUAUGAAAGUAGCCACCCUUCCAUCGUGCCGCUGAAAGAAGCCGCUCAGAGCGCUGAGGAACAGGGAAAACUCAACUACAUUACGUCAGGCGAAGGUCACAAACAUACCUCUAGAUGGAGACAAGAAGCUCAAAGAUGGUCCUAAUGUUAUUUAUACUGUUCUUGACAAGCAACCGAGAGAGGAGAUGGAAGAAUCUGGAGUCUGAAGCAGUCAACUGAUGGAAGAAAUUGUAAAACCACACAGGGACUUUUUUUUUUUAUGUGCACUUAUGGACCACUUGAUGUAGCCUGGACACCAGAGACUGGAAAAUACACAUGGUACACCAGUGGAAAAAUAUCCCCACUGGAUGCUCUGUUUAAUUGUGUCCAGCUGCAGUUUAAUCAAAUCCAGCUGCUCUAAAUGACACACUACUGUUCAAAUGUUUAGGGUCAGUAAGAUUUUUUACAUUUAUUUUAAUUAAGAAUACAGCAAAACAGGUAUAUUGUGGAAUAUUAUUAAAAUAUAUAAUGACUCUUUUUAUUAC
Carassius auratus (goldfish) is the source of this 3121-nucleotide messenger RNA. Its product is annotated as B-cell receptor CD22. Lineage: Eukaryota; Metazoa; Chordata; Actinopteri; Cypriniformes; Cyprinidae. The transcript has 13 exons. The coding region runs from base 886 to 2742 and encodes 618 amino acids. The record is from RefSeq and is a predicted model, not a curated record.